AUUAUUAAUUAGUAAUAUAUAAGAGUAUACCUAUAUAAGAAAAAAAGUAUUCCGAAUACCGUAUUAAAUACUUAUAUAUUUGCAUUGUUUAAUGUCAUUUAUACUUAAGUCGAUUUAUGUUACAGACUGAACUAUGGUCAAGUUGGCGUCCUCUUGGACCAAAGGGUCAGAGUAGGUGGGGUGGCGGAACUGAAGGUUCACCAGGAAAAUGGCUUUUAUAUUUUUUACCUGGUGACUAAAGUUUUAUACCACCAAAAACCAACUAUCCAGUCCCUAGCCACCACAUUGGUCCAGUUAAGGGAUAGAUUAAAAGAAUUAUCAAUUAAUUCUUUAAUUAUCCCGAAACUGGGCUGUAUGUUGGAUCAACUUAAUUGGUACCAGGUCCAUGCAUUAAUCAAGACAACAUUUGACAGUAGUGAUGACCUGCAGCAGUUAAAAAUCACUGUAUGCGAUCCCGAAAACUUUCAGAUACCAUCUCACUAUGUGGCCUCAAUAGAGGAGAAACGGAUUGAUUUAUUUGAUGUUUCGACGAAUUUCACGGUCAAAAUUUUACCGGUCGAAAUAACGUGCGCGUCAACAAACACGUUAUUCCAAAAAUGUUUGGCAAAUAAACUUUUAAGGCCAGAGUAAUUUCAUUGUUUUUAUAUUUAAAUUUGUAUCAAUAUACAAAACUUUCAAUUACUACGUUUACAUGAUGGCGUUAAAACGGUUUUAAACGGUUUAACUUUAAACCGUUUUAACGCCAUCAUAUAAACGUAGUAAUUUUGUAAUUAAAUUGUAUUUUAUAUCAAUGUAUAUUUUUACAGGUUGUGGGCGACGGUGCGCCUAGGACAGGUCGUCCGAGUCUCUGACACCUUCGUAAUAUGGGCAAUACAGGGCGAUGAUGUGACAUUUUUUCAGACUUUGGAAGCCCAAAUUAAUGAAACAGUGGCGAUAGGUCUUGAUUCAUUCAUUUGGGCAUUUCCAAAGUCUGAAAUGAUUCAUUAUGCCGCAUUUUUGUCCUUGGUAAGGUGAAAAUUGGCUGACAAUGUACCGCAGCCGUAUAAAAUAGUGGUGUGCGACCCAACUAUGCCGCCGCAAACAAUGCCUGCGGGAAAAUGGCCAAGAGGCAGAAAUCACCACCGGUCUUCACCUGCAAAUUAUAAUCCUGGCCAAGGCGGGAUUGUACGUGGUCGUGGCCAGCUGUUACGUGGUCGUGGCCAGGUGGUACGUGGUCGCGGAGAGAUGAUGCGUGGCGGAUAUUUCCACGGACGUGGUGGACGUGGUGGAUAUUGUGAACACUCGUCCACACCGUCCACGACAAUUUAUACGAACGCUCUAGACGCGUUAGGGCGCACCCUAACAUCUAUCGUAUCAGUCGUACGAUUGGCCACACAAGACUCAAGUCCACAACCCGCGUCAGGGUCAUCGAGGUAUUAUAAUCCCAAUUAUAUGCGUGGACGGGCACGUGGAUGGGCACGUGGACGGCCAUCAAUUAUGUGCCAUAACUGCCGGGAAUUUGGCCAUACGCGGCAGUACUGUCCUAACAAUUGUAAGUACCUAGGCAAAUAACUUAAAAUUAUUAUUUAUUUUACAUUAUGUAAGCUUCAAUGAACCCUUCGUAAUCCGCAAUAAUA
This is a messenger RNA of Acyrthosiphon pisum (pea aphid), 1616 nucleotides long. RefSeq lists its product as uncharacterized. The coding region runs from base 1069 to 1551 and encodes 160 amino acids. Gene Ontology annotation, molecular function: nucleic acid binding; zinc ion binding. Lineage: Eukaryota; Metazoa; Arthropoda; Insecta; Hemiptera; Aphididae. The transcript is spliced from 4 exons. The record is from RefSeq and is a predicted model, not a curated record.